AUCAGGAGACUCUCUUGUUUACAUUUGACCAAUAUUUAUCAAACUUAUUAUUUGUGUACAAAGAAUAACCGAGCGGGGAAAAUUGACAAAACAAAUCAAGAUUGAUGCAAUUAGCACAAUGGUAUAUGAUGAAGUUGGAAGAUUAAAAACAAGCUGACCCAACUCCCUGGGGCUAGCGAUGACGACUCGUCCUGCCCCAUGUCCAUAUGAUACACCACUUCCUGAAAGAGAACCAAUACAAUUUGAUGUUCAAUUAAAAGGAGCGCCAGAUGAAAUUGUGCAACUUGUUCAUAACAUCAAACAGAUUGGGGAACAGUUCCUCUAUCAUUGGAAGACCUUCCCUAUUGUACUGCCUUUACCUGUUAAUGCAGUGGAAAAUUCUGCGGCAUUGUCGUCAUCUGCUGAUAUUCCAUAUAUUACAGGUGGCAACGUAGGUGAGGGCACUAGCUCAUUGGGGAGAAGAUGUGGUUCACGACCGUCAACAUUAAGAGACCUCUUCGUAACCCCGUCGUUCGACGAGUUGGACGCAGUUGCUAUAGAUACUUCAGGGGAACCCAGGAGACUCACUGCAAAACAAUUAGAGGCACUGCGUGAAAGAGGCUUGCAUAAGGACAGCCAUGGGAAACAGAAGAGACUCGAUAGUAUACAGCUAGAAUCCAUCAAGCAAUGUGGGGAAUUUGAAGUACCGAGUUUGAAUUUUCCCGGGCAAGUGCACAGGUGGAGACUGAGCGCUCUACUACAAAGAGGAACCAUAAAUACUCAUGACACUUUAAUGGAAGAUUUAGCACUUUCACUGAGAUUCAUUAUAGUUACAGCAAAAGCAAGACUGGUAUCACAUUUUUUUAGCGUGAAUCAAGCUUUAACAUCUUUAGUUACUGGAUUUAUUAAAUUAUUGGAUAUAAUAUUGGGCGUACCUAGCGUACAGGCACACAAUCUUGAUAGUAAAUUAAGAGAGGAAAGAAGCAGGUACCUUGUUGCUGAAUUGGUCUGUAGGAUGGAAUAUGAAGAUUCUUUGGAAGUUUUGUGUUUAUUUGUUCGCCGUCAGCUCCGAAGGGCUGCUACUGAAAAAUUUGAGAUUGAAAGAGAAGCAUCCAAUCCUCCCGUUCCAAUUCCUUAUUUAUUUUACACACCCAAGGGGUGUGAGGUAGAUUUGAGACUCUUCAGCAAAGAUAUUAUGCGUAAAGCACUGCCAAUUUUAAUUAAUAUACUCGAAAGGGAAACGAGAGGCUGGUUUUUACAUUUUAGAGAAAGACUUAUAUCUGAAUUAAGACAACAAAAACGACCCGAUGAAGAAAUUGAAAGGGAAGUAAAUGAAGCUGUGAUGAAAGAAUAUUUAGAAAGAGUUUAUACAAGCAUUCUUACAAAUGCCGAAUUAAAAGAAUUAGGUAAUGGUAUUCCUCAACUUUUAAUAGAACAAGCUCAAGCCGUUGUUUUAAUGCAUAGAGCUGUUGAAAAUGUACAACAGAAGCUUUCAAAAACCAAAGAUAAUCUUAAAAAUUCUCUGGAGCGUUCUCACCCUGUAAGGUCUAGGAUUAGGCCUUGGCUAAGAGAUAGACUUCGCUCUGCUGAAGAAUCCUUUAUAGAAGAAUGUAAAUGGAGUGCACAUGAAGAAGCUCUAACUUUAUGUAAUAAUCAGCACCUCAAUCAAACAGUUUAUUUUUUAAACAGGGAUCUUACAUUUAUGAAAGAGAGAGAGCCUGUCUUGAAGAAGGAGCUUAGGCAUGAUAAGACGCCGACUCGUAUCUUCCAGUGGCGUACCCACAUUUGGUUCCCGAGUAACUGGAUUGUGAGGAGGAGCUUUCAAGGACAUUCUGAAAUCAUACCCACAGUUCUCAGUUCGACGGCAACUUCUAUUACAACUCCUCGGUCUGAUCCAAGCCAGCCUGUAUUUCUCGUUGAGAAAGAAAUAAUAAGGACGACAACAACAAGAUGGCCAUUAUGGAGAUGGAUAAAUUAUUGCCAUAGAACAUGGAGUUGGACAUGGAAUGCCAUGUUUUUCUUUGGAGUGGUAAUCCCUUGGUGCAGUCCAGUUGGCAUAAGGGCACUACUGUGCAUUCAGCCGUUCACGCCUGAUUUAGAACUUUCUCAAGUCAAUGGGACAUUAUUUCCAAGACAAAGUUCGUCGACGCCUACAAUGAUUUCAACGUUAAGGUCUUUAGCUAGGCAUAUAUCGAAAGCAACAACUCAGUUUGAAUCAAAACCUGAUACAGGUUUUAUAGGUAAAGGAAUGACUAGACAGCUCAAUAAAUUUUGGAAUUAUGUUGGAAAAGGGCUUUUUGGUACGCUGGGGAUUGUUUUGGUUUUUCCAACAUUAUGUAUUUUGUCAACUAUUUUGUGCUUUGCUAUCGCUACAACUGCUUUUAUCUGGAUGCCUGCUAUAACACUUGUUCUCCAAAUCUGUCUUGGCUUGUUCUGGGAUAUGGACAGCCCUGUUUCUGAAAGAAAUAAAUAUUUUGUCAUAGCUGAAGCAAUCAUUUGGGAUGUUCUGAUACAAGGGAUGCUUCAACCAAUUGCUUCUUUGUUUGUCGCAUUUAUUUUGUGUCCAACGCUUUCUUUCUGUGUUCUUUCAUUUGGAGUUUUGAGAUAUUGUUUGCGCUUAGCUUGGGAUUCCUUUGUCUUCCAUUUAAUAAUCAAGAAACGAGGACGAAUACCUGCAUCAGAUAGUGUGAUUGUGAAAAGAGUAGAAGGACCUGGUCUUAACAACAACUAUUUUUAUCAGAUUCGUCCUGAACAAGCACUUGCUGCUUUUGAAGCUAAACUAGAAUUGGAUGAACUGUCAGCUUUUCAACAUCAGAUGGAGCAAAAAAUAAUGCAACCUCAAAAAGACUACAGCCAGUUUGUAUCAGCCUGCUUUGGACCAUUUUCUGCAACGUUAGCAAGAGUUGGUGCUUAUAAAUCCUUAGAACGAGAAGCCCAUGAUCUAAUGACAAGUCUCCAGGAGAAAUUAGAAAAGAGAAGAAGAGAUCUGCAUACUGGCUUGCCUACAGGUCUCCGAACUAAAUUAAAAUUAAAUACCAUCGAUUUGAAGAUUGCUAUACAACAAGGAGCAUUGAUGCUAGAAAGAUUUUAUCCCUCUCAUGUUUUUUGGAGAUUAAAAAUGACAGAACAAGAAUUUUGGGAAAGUAAAGCUUUAACCUUGAAUGACUGGGCUGGCCUUGCUGCCCUUUUAUAUUCAGAUAUGUUCAGCCUUGAUUUUUUGACUCCUUUAGAUGAGAAUGAUACCAGUUUUAGGCUAGAGCCUUCGCCUCAGGUUGAUUUGGGACGAUACACAGAACUUGUGAGAGGAGCCGGAGGUCUCGAUUUGCUUGGACCCGUAUAUGCUCCUAGAGCUAACAUUCAGGUCCACUCCCCAUUCCUUGACGUAUCAUCUUUCAACCCUCGCCAUAGACCGAUCCAUCACACCAAAACAAGCAGAGAUGCUGGAACAGGAUUGUCCAUGAUACAGACAACCAUAAAUACAAAAGCAUGGACAUUAUGGAGGCCAUGGAAAAGACCAGAUCACACAUACAAUGCAGAGAAGCUCAUCAUACCCCUUCCAAUCCCUCAUCCUGCUCAUAUUGCCAUCACGAUCUAUAAUCGUGACACAGAUACACCAAUACCUUUAGAUUCUGAUUCUUGCAAACAUAUUUUGAGGGGUUUGGAAGAAGGAUCAGAAGAAGGAGCUGUAGCUAGGUACAGAGGUGGUGGGGAAGGAGAUAGUGUUGAUACUUUAAGCAACACCAAUAGCAGUUCGGGUUCGUUAGGCAGCAAACAAAAUGUCGGAGAACCGUGGGCAGAUUGGUCAACAAAUCGAAGCAAAAAACUAUCAACUACUGUCAGAGUAGAUCUGGCUUCUCCAGAAGACAUCACCCUUGAUUCAGAUUCGACUCGUGUCGUUUUCUCCGCUUAUGGUACAACUGUGUAAUACCAAUUUAUAACAAAAGUAUCUAUAGAUGCUAUUAGAAGUAACAACAAAAAAUAAACCAUAGAAAGCUGUUGGCAAAGGCUUCUUUACUCAAGCAAGAUUAACAAAUAAUAACAUUGUACAUUUUUAUCAUCGUACUGUUAAAAUAUAAUACAGAGUGAAUCUCAAAA
This is a messenger RNA of Cimex lectularius (bed bug), 4074 nucleotides long. RefSeq lists its product as uncharacterized. Lineage: Eukaryota; Metazoa; Arthropoda; Insecta; Hemiptera; Cimicidae. The transcript has 26 exons. The record is from RefSeq and is a predicted model, not a curated record. The coding region runs from base 179 to 3904 and encodes 1241 amino acids.